Messenger RNA from Cuculus canorus (common cuckoo), 2284 nucleotides. Its product is annotated as solute carrier family 25 member 36. Gene Ontology annotation, cellular component: mitochondrion. The record is from RefSeq and is a predicted model, not a curated record. Gene Ontology annotation, biological process: pyrimidine nucleotide import into mitochondrion. Gene Ontology annotation, molecular function: pyrimidine nucleotide transmembrane transporter activity. Bases 235 to 1182 code for a protein of 315 amino acids. The transcript has 7 exons. Lineage: Eukaryota; Metazoa; Chordata; Aves; Cuculiformes; Cuculidae.
GGAGCAGCUGGGCAGAAGGAGCUGCCUGAAUCCUCACCCCCCAGCCUGCACGGAGGCAAACCCAACCGCCAAACCCCUGAGCAGCGGCGGUUGACUCCCCUCCAGGGCCCCUCAGGGCGCAGCAGCGGGGACGCGGGGGCGGAGCUGGAGCCCCGCGGUGCCGCCCCCCCCGCAGGCACCUCCUCCGGAUCCCGGGCGCCUCUCCGGGCCCCACGUGGUGCGGGAUCGGCGGCUAUGGCGCAGCAGGGAACCCUCCUUCACCUGCUCGCCGGAGGAUGUGGUGGCACAGCUGGAGCCAUCCUGACCUGUCCCUUGGAAGUGGUGAAGACACGUCUACAGUCAUCCCAAUUGACACUGCGGCCUCUGUGCCUCUCAGAGAUACAGAUGCCAGGAAUGAGUGUGAAGCUGAUGAACUCUACCCCACCAUCUCCUGGAGUGCUCAGGUUACUGAGGGACAUCCUUGAGAAGGAAGGCAUGCGAUCCCUGUUCCGAGGUCUGGGGCCAAACCUUGUUGGGGUUGCUCCUUCCCGUGCUAUAUAUUUUGCUACCUAUUCUGGUGUUAAGGAAAGACUCAAUGCUGUCCUUCUGCCGGAGUCUAAGAAAGUACACAUGUUGUCAGCAGCAUGUGCAGGCGUUACCUGUGCCACACUCACCAACCCUAUCUGGUUAGUGAAAACCAGGAUGCAGCUGGAAGCCAGGGUGAAGGGGGAGAUGGCCAACAAUGCUCUCCAAUGUGCUCUGUGUGUGUACCGCACUGAAGGCCUUCGUGGAUUUUACCGCGGUGUCACUGCCUCCUAUGCUGGAGUGUCAGAGACCAUCAUACACUUUGUCAUCUAUGAAGCACUGAAAAAGCAACUGAGAAAUGGCCAUCAUUCCCUUUCCUCUCCACUCACACUUUCACCAAACAGCUAUGAUUUCUUUGGAUUAAUGGGAGCUGCUGCUGUCUCCAAAACAUGUGCUUCAUGCAUCGCGUAUCCACAUGAGGUCAUUCGCACACGGUUGCGAGAAGAAGGGUCACGAUAUCGUUCCUUUGUACAGACUCUGCAGCUUGUGGUCCAUGAAGAGGGACCUUUGGCUUUAUACCGAGGGCUCCUGGCUCACUUGAUCCGUCAGAUUCCAAACGCAGCUAUCAUGAUGGCUACCUAUGAACUCAUCGUACAUUUGGCCUCUUCCACCUUGUAAGCACACUGUAGCACCUGGCUGAGACUGCUGUAGAGAUACAGGGACCUUGUGGUCCUGAGACUUGGUCUUUUUCCAUGCUCUGAGAGGUGGUGCUUUGCAUCUCAUAUCAGAACUGAUGAUACUCAUAUCAGGUCAAGCAUGGCAUUCUUGGAACAUAAGACUAUUUUGUGCAAGGUUCUUGGCUCCAGCGUGCACGAUGUAGCCUUUCUUCUUUCUGGAGACUUGUAUUAUCCUAGUGCUUCAAGAUACCAGGGCACUGGUUUGACAGUGCCUGCUGUAAGGUGCCUGUACAAAACAAAGGCAUGGAACUUGCAGGGAAGGAGACAAAGAAGAAAGCAUAAGAGUAUCUCAGCCUCAGCAUAUUAAUUUCUCUGGGACCCAGUAACAACCAUGAUGUGUACACAGUUGGACAAGAAGACAGGCCACAGAGCUGAGACUGAGAGAACUGCAGCAAGCAGAGAUCUUGUGCUGACAUGUACCCUCGGAGGGCAGUCUCACCUGCUGUGCUACCUUUCUGCCUCUAAGGAGGUUUUCAACCUUGGCUGCUAGCAAAUGUCCUGUUGCAGAAUCUUCCUUUGGGUCCUUAACAUGUUGCAGCCAUUGUCUUGGGGUUGUCAGAUGCCUGACACCUCCCUCUUCUUCUUGCAGGGUCUGAAUAAUCAGACUAAAUAGAUCACGAGAAGAAGCACGACCUCCUACGAAGCAUUACCCUGACAACUCGUGCGACCAGGCUCGCAGCCAUGUUUUGCCAGUAUCUGUUGUUGUUUACAUCCCCUCCAUUCCCAACAGAAAGAGGAUACCUCCUUCCCUCAGAAAUGCUGGGCUGUUCUGGUACAAAUUGGAACUCCUGGUGUGAAAAAUACUCUUCUAUGCUAGUAAGGAAAGUGGAGCAGGUGAAAAGGUGGAUGAAGCUGAGGACUUGGCCUGUUUCUAUUGAUAAUACACAAAGAAUCUGUCACAUUUGCCUGUGACAGGGUGUCUUAUGUCUCUGUGGGUUUCUAGCCCUGUGUCCUGAGGGAGGCUUUGUAUUUCGACUGUCAAAAAGGUGGGAGGCAAGGUCAAGGGUGAUGUGUUUUUCUUGUUCCAACACAUAUGCUAAAAU